AAUCCCGUUAACCCAUAAAGUCUUGCUGUAAGUAUAAUUCAGUCUUACCUUGUCAAAUCCCUUGUCCUCAAGACGCUUGCCAAGAACAUCUCCAAUACCCGCCAGAUCCGUCACAGGCUUCUGCCCCAUGGGCUCCGCCACGAAAUUCCUGUGUUUUUGCGAUGUGCUGGACAUUUUCACUCACUGAAGCUGCUUCUUUGGGCACUUUACUGUGAAAUCUUUGAACUUGAACACGACUUUGAGAGUUUUCUUCAGGAGGACAAGCCACAAAUGCCGAUGAAUCACGCAGCAGGUUUAUUUGUUUGAAUAUUGGACAAGCUGACAGCGGAGCGUCGGUUGGAAUUCGGAAUUUCGGAAUAUUUCGCCGGAUUUCGCCGACAAAGAGCCCCGCCAUAUUUUUUGCGCCAAAUCGUAGUAGCCUCGCUCCGUGGCGUCGGAUUUUAUUUCUUUUCCGCAAUUUUUGCUUCUUGAGGAUUUGUGGAGCAAAAUGGCUGAGUAUCGGCAGCUGAUUGAUAUGCGCAGCAAUGGGAGAUUUGCCCUGAGCUGGCUAGCAGCUAAGAAUCCCAGAGCUUUUGAGAAUUAUGUGAAAAAGGGGCAUCUUGAGUCGGUGGAUGUUUCGCUGAUUUGUGAGGAACUCAUGAAGCUAAGCAAUGAUAAGAAAAUAUCAAUGCGUAUGGCGUCAGAUCUUGCGUUUGGGAUUAUUAAGGUCCACAGUAAAUUGGCGGAUAACAUUUUGAAGGAUGCAGCUAUUGCGCAGAAUAUUAGCUCUAGCAACAUCUUCCAGAUUCCGAAGGAAAAGCCACAAAAGACACCUAAGAAGAAAUCAAAUGCACCAAAAAAGCAGAUGAGCGAAGAAGAAAAGAAUGAUUUCCUCAUUGAUGAAAUCAACAAUUUCAUAUGCUCAAUUACUCCUCAUCCAGAGGAACUCUGCGAUCUUCCAGUAGUGGAUCAGACUUUAGCCAAUGAACUCAUAAGUCUUCACGAAAUUGAACUUCCGACGCAGAGUCUCAUUGAACUAGAUCCGGAUGAAUCUUUCGGGGAGCUGAACACUCAACAAGCCAAUGAUAUCCUGAAUUUUAUUGAAGACGUUGUGGAUCGGGAUCAUGUUCAUCCAAAUGUUGACGUUGCUCUCGGUGAAGGGACUUCUAGGGAUUUUCUCAUGCCUAGAUCUCCUCUUGCUACAUCUUCGCCAAUUCCCUUUCAAGUAAAGACUUCUCCUUCCAACCAGGAAGUUUCUUCCAUUCGAUCCCUCGAUUUCGCCAUGCCAAAUGUUCAGGAUGCUCAUCGUCCCGAGGAGAUUCCAGAAAUUGGUCAAAGAGCCCCAGAAGAAGGUCAAGUAGAACCGUCUGGAUCAAUUCCAGACAUUGAGGAUCGCACAGAUCCUCCAGCUGCUAAGAAGAGGAAGAAGACUCUCGCCAUUGACGAUGUCAUCGUCAUCCCUAAUGCCAAGAUUAGGCAUCAAUUGGAAAACUACGCAGAUACCAUGCGUUGCAGCAAGUCUAAAGAGGACAUUUACGACUUCCGUACCGCCGACAGAAAUCUCCUUUGGAAGCCCAGUCGCAAGAGACUCGGUGAUCCUCUCAAUGACCUAUACAACAGAAAUUGCAAAAGUCGACGAGUUGAGGAAGAAUUUGAGGACAUUCUAACCGAUAUUCUCACCAAAGGCAACGAGGCAAAUAACAAUAUGCAGGACAUUGACACCAUUCUGAAAGAUUUCAAUGAUUUCGGGAACAAAAGAGCAACCAGGAAGCGCAAAGCUGAUACUGCAGGAAUUCUUCCACCUGAAAUUCCACCCCUUGAGAUGCCACCUCCACCUGUUCCCAGGGAUUUUCAAGAAAUCCCUCCGGAGCAGACAAAUUUGCAGGAAUUCACAAAGGAACCAGUUCUGGCUAAGCUCCAGGUGCUCUGGCAGAAGCAGAAAGAGCCUGUUACCAUGGAGUGCCUCUUGGAUCAGGUAACCUGUAAGAAAAGCGCCGCUAGGACCUUCAUGUCCCUCCUGGAAUUGAGCAAGCUCAAGAAAGUUCAAUUGCAUACCAAGGAUGGGAGCCAUGAGAUCGCUAGCAUUUCUCUGGCAAAAAAUUGAAGAAAAAAAUCCUAAUUUUCUAAUUUGUAGAUCAAAUUUAUUUUCCUACAUCUACUUAACUUUUCCUGAAUUGUAAAAAAAAAAAUAGGAAUUCCAUCCUAUGAAUCUCUGUGAAUUAUUCCAUAAAUUCUCUAAAUAUAUAAAGCUUUUCGCUUAAAGGCCUCUACACAUUGGGAGCAAUUUUCAUCAAAAAUCACCUUUUUGAAGAAAAUUGCUUGCAAUACUGUACGUGGAAACGUCAAAAUUUUGUCAAAAUUCUGUCAAAAAUGCAAUUUUUGACGAAAAUUGCUCCCAAUGUGUAGAGGCCUUAACAUUCUAUACUGAAUUAUAUAUAAAAAAAAAAGAAAAACAAUUUCCUAUCAUCCGCUUUACAAUUAAAUUGUACAAAAGAAGAUUCACUUCUGAAUAUCAAUCUCUAAUAAAAAUCCAGUGAAUUAUCUUGAAAUUACAAAAAACUUUAAUUC
Molecule: messenger RNA, 2547 nt
Organism: Phlebotomus papatasi
Lineage: Eukaryota; Metazoa; Arthropoda; Insecta; Diptera; Psychodidae
Exons: 3
Coding region: 488-2083 (531 amino acids)
Biological process (GO): synaptonemal complex assembly; mitotic sister chromatid cohesion; replication-born double-strand break repair via sister chromatid exchange
Cellular component (GO): cohesin complex; synaptonemal complex
Molecular function (GO): chromatin binding; protein binding
Source: RefSeq, a predicted model, not a curated record